Molecule: messenger RNA, 1497 nt
Organism: Conger conger (European conger)
Lineage: Eukaryota; Metazoa; Chordata; Actinopteri; Anguilliformes; Congridae
Product: fascin-2-like
Exons: 5
Coding region: 1-1497 (498 amino acids)
Biological process (GO): cell migration; establishment or maintenance of cell polarity; actin filament bundle assembly
Cellular component (GO): actin cytoskeleton; cytoplasm
Molecular function (GO): actin filament binding; protein-macromolecule adaptor activity
Source: RefSeq, a predicted model, not a curated record
AUGCCCACUAACGGGCAGAACAGCGCUCUGAAGCUGCGCUUCGGGCUCAUCAACCACGAGAGCCGCUACCUGACGGCCGAGGCCUUCGGCUUCAAGCUCAAUGCCUCGGCGCCCAGCCUGAAGCGCAAGCAGGUGUGGACGCUGGAGCAGGACGAGCACGAGGCGCAGGUGGUGUACCUGCGCAGCCACCUGGGCCGCUACCUGUCCUCCGACCAGGACGGGCGGGUGAGCUGCGAGGGGGCGGAGCCGGCCGCGGGCGCGCGCUUCGUGAUCGUGCCGCAGUCUGACGGCCGCUGGGCGCUGCAGUCUCAGCCCUACCUGCGCUUCUUCGGCGGCUCCAGGGACCAGCUCAGCUGCUUCGCCCAGGCUAUCGGGGAGCCUGAGCUCUGGGCCAUGCACCUGGCCCUGCACCCCCAGGCCAACCUGCUGAGCCUCAGCCGCCGCAGGUACGCACACCUGAGCCCGGAGGAGGGCGAGGUGUCUCUGGACGGGAACGUGCCCUGGGGCGUCCGCUCCCUGCUCACCCUGGUGUACCUGGGAGGCCGGUACAGCCUGAAGACCUGCGACAGCCGCUUCCUGAACCACGACGGCCGGCUGCUGCAGGAGCCGGGCCGGGGCACGGGCUUCACUCUGGAGCUGCGCGCCGGCAGGCUGGCCUUUAAGGACUGCGAGGGAAAGUACCUGACCCCCACCGGGCCCUCGGGAACCCUGAGGGCCGGCCGCUGCUCCAAACCCGGCAAGGACGAGCUCUUCGACCUGGAGGAGAGUCACCCGCAGGUGGUGCUCCAAACACCCAACGGGAAAUAUGUCUCCAUCCGCCAAGGGGUGAACAUCUCAGCCAAUCAGGAUGAUGAGACGGACAUGGAGACCUUCCAGAUGGAGAUUGACAGGCAGAGCAGGAAAUGCACCUUCAGGUCCAAAGAGGGACAGUACUGGACCCUGGUCUCCCACGGAGGCAUCCAGUCCACAGCAACAGAAGUGGUGGAGAACACCAUGUUUGAGCUCCAGUGGCUUGGCCGGAGGGUGGCUAUGAAGGCCAGUAACGGGAAAUACGUCUGCACCAAGAAGAAUGGCCAGCUCGCCGCCGUCAGCGACUCUACCCCCUCUCCCCCUCUCUCCCCAGGGGAGGAUGAGCAGCUGAUGUUGAAGCUGAUCAAUCGGCCGAUGUUGAUCCUGCGGGGGGAGAACGGCUUCGUGUGUCACCACCGGGGCUCCAACACGCUGGACGCCAGCCGCUCCGUCUACGACAUCUUCUCCCUGCACUUCAGCGACGGGGCGUACCACAUCAAAGGUGUGGAUGGAAAGUUCUGGUACGUGGCGGGCAGUGGGCUGGUGUGCUCUGAUGGUGAGGUGCCGGAGGACUUCUUCCUGGAGCUGCGGGACCGCGGCCGCAUGGGCAUCCGCACCCAGAGCGGCCAGUACCUGCGCGGAGACCAGGGCGGCACGCUGAAGGCCGACGGGCAGGCCGCCAGGGCCUCCGCCCUGUGGGAGUACUGA